Molecule: messenger RNA, 1818 nt
Organism: Hevea brasiliensis (rubber tree)
Lineage: Eukaryota; Viridiplantae; Streptophyta; Magnoliopsida; Malpighiales; Euphorbiaceae
Product: receptor-like protein 44
Exons: 1
Coding region: 624-1439 (271 amino acids)
Molecular function (GO): protein binding
Source: RefSeq, a predicted model, not a curated record
UGUUCUACUGCACCAACAAUUGCCCAUCACCCUCAAACUCAACUCAACUCCACUCCCUUCGUGCUGCUUCCCUGGAUUUUCACCCGCAAUUUACCCAAAUACCCUCCAUCCCUUUCUUCAUUUCCGUAUGGUCCCUAUCUUGCGCCUCAUACGUGCAGGUCAAUGCCCCACACCUUCCAUUUUUAGGGUCACCAACUCCCCCGAGCCCCCUCACCUCCUCCUUUCUCCCUUCCCUCUCUUUGUCCUCUCCCUUCACUUCAUAAACUUUUACCUGAAUUAAAUUCCAGCUUCUAAACCCUGCUUCUGCUUGGAGCUUCUUUAUUUUAUCCUUGAAUUUUCAUUAGAGUAACUGGUAUAAAUAGAAAUAGUUUCUUCCUGGCAACUUGUUUGCUUUUGCUCCCAAUAUGUACAUUCAUAUAUUUUUCUCUCCAAGGUGGGCUUCCUCAACCUAAUGAAACAAGAUAAAUACAGUAGCACCCACUCUUUCUCUCUCUGUGUUUCUGUGCCCUUUGAACCUGAACCUGAGAAAUAAACAAAUCUAAUCAAGAAUUGAGUCCUCUUUUUCUUUAUUUUCUUUUUAUCUUUUUCUUUAUUUUCUUUUUUUCUUUUUCUUGUCUUUCUAAAUGGGUGUUUGGUCUCUACUUCUUCUUCUUACCAUCCUAAGCUGUACUACUCUCUCAAUAUCAGAUCCAAACGAUGAAGCAUGCUUAACUCACCUAAGCCAAUCCUUAAAAGACCCGACAACCUCCCUUCAAAACUGGACUAAAUCCAAUCUUGCAAACCCAUGUUCUGGUUUUAACUCCUAUAUAUCUGGUGCUACUUGCAACAAUGGCAGAAUCUACAAGCUUUCCCUUACCAAUCUCUCUCUCCAAGGCUCUAUCUCUCCUUAUAUAUCCAACUGCACCAACCUCCAGACCCUUGACCUCUCCUCCAACUCUCUGUCCGGCCCUAUCCCUGCAGAUUUACAAUACUUGGUCAAUCUUGCAGUGCUUAAUCUCUCGUCUAAUAGACUAGAGGGAGAGAUUCCCCCACAGCUUGCAUUGUGUGCUUAUUUGAAUGUGAUUGAUUUCCAUGAUAAUUUUCUCACUGGUCAAAUCCCACAGCAGCUGGGUCUUUUGGUAAGGUUAUCAGCUUUUGAUGUCAGCAAUAACAAGCUUUCAGGGCCAAUCCCGGGUCCAUUGGGGAACAGGAGCGGGAAUUUGCCGCGAUUCAAUGCGACUUCUUUUGAAGGAAAUAAGGAUCUUUACGGCUACCCUUUGCCUCCGAUGAAGAGUAAAGGUUUGUCUGUUUUAGCCAUUGUUGGAAUCGGGUUGGGAAGUGGGUUUGCCAGUUUGGUGCUCAGUUUUACUGGAGUUUGUAUUUGGUUGAAGAUCACCGAGCAGAAGAUGGCCCUUGAAGAAGGCAAGAAUAGCCAGCUUAUGCCUGAUUAUGGAGCUUAAUUGACCAUGGAUUCUAAGAUGAAAAUAGAACAAAAAGUUCCAGGUAUGUUUAGGAGUUAUUGAAGAUUGAUCUUAAAAAACAAAGGUUGGUAUUUCAUUGAGGUGUGGGCUAAUGCUAUUUUUCUCAGAUGGGGUUCUUACAACUAGUAGUUGUAUUUUACUGAUUUUUGGAGGCUUUUUUUUUUUUUUAACUUUUUCCCUUCUGUCCCUCCCCUUUAACCCUUUAUUUUAUUUUAUUUUAUUAUAGCCAUAGUAUUUCCUCUCAAAAAUCAACAGUGUAUAAAUCAACUCAAACAAGAAAUAGUGCAGUUCUUUCACUUGUCAAUCUUAAUGGUGUAAUGUAACAAUCAAUUUAGUGUAAUUUCAGUGAUUCUCUCUC